ACAACGAUUGGUUUCAUACCGUACGGUAACAAAUAAAAGUCUUCAUCUCUCUCCCUCCUUCCUUUGCGUUUAGAUUUGACUAAUCAUCUCACGCCGGAGCUCCAAAGGCAGCACGACGAUCAUCAAGUCUCGAUCUUUCAGACCACCCUCGACAAUCAAUAAAGGGUUUGAUCGCUGUACGCAAGGAGUCAAUGGCGUCUUCUUCUUCUGACACAUGGAUGAGAGAGUACAACGAGGCUUUAAAACUCUCUGAGGAUAUAAACGGCAUGAUGUCCGAAAGAAACUCCUCUGGUUUAACCGGACCUGAUGCUCAGCGCCGUGCUUCAGCUAUACGCAGAAAGAUCACCAUUUUGGGGACUCGAUUAGACAGUCUUCAAUCCCUUCUCGUUAAAGUUCCUGGGAAGCAACAUGUGUCAGAGAAAGAGAUGAAUCGUCGUAAGGAUAUGGUUGGGAACUUGAGAUCAAAGGCGAAUCAGGUGGCGUCUGCUUUGAACAUGUCGAACUUUGCUAAUAGAGACAGCUUGCUUGGGCCAGAUACAAAGCCUGAUGAUGCAAUCAACAGAGUCUCUGGCAUGGAUAACCAAGGCAUUGUUGGAUUCCAACGACAAAUUAUGCGAGAACAAGACGAAGGGCUGGAGAAGUUGGAGGAAACUGUCAUGAGUACCAAACACAUUGCUCUCGCUGUCAACGAGGAGCUCACUCUACAGACAAGGCUUAUCGAUGACUUAGACUACCAUGUGGAUGUUACGGACUCUCGCUUAAGGCGUGUGCAGAAGAGCCUUGCAGUGAUGAACAAGAAUAUGAAAGGAGGUUGCUCGUGCAUGUCCAUGCUCUUGUCAGUGCUUGGAAUCGUCGGUCUUGCUCUUGUCAUUUGGCUGCUGGUUAAGUACCUGUAAUGCCCACUAAUAUGAUGAAUCAAAUUCUAUCUUGGUCUUUCAGCCUCUCGUCUAUGCGUAUGGUUAUAUUGUCUUAUGUGUACAUCGCUGUGUGCAAGAACCCUUCAAAAAGUAUAUAAUCAAAGUUGUAUUUUGUGUUGUAUUAUAUGACUCCUACUUGGUUCACGAAAAGACUUAUCACAACCUCUUUGAUCU
Brassica napus (rape) is the source of this 1091-nucleotide messenger RNA. RefSeq names its product syntaxin-52. NCBI's taxonomy places the organism in Eukaryota, Viridiplantae, Streptophyta, Magnoliopsida, Brassicales, Brassicaceae. Gene Ontology annotation, molecular function: SNAP receptor activity; SNARE binding. Gene Ontology annotation, cellular component: membrane; endomembrane system; SNARE complex. Gene Ontology annotation, biological process: intracellular protein transport; vesicle fusion. The coding region runs from base 192 to 896 and encodes 234 amino acids. The record is from RefSeq and is a predicted model, not a curated record. The transcript has 6 exons.